ACACUAUUUUUAACAAAAGGCCCAGAAAAAGUAUGCCAAAUCAAUCGGAUGUACGUUGGUUUGUCAUCACCACCUUGGCCUCGUGGAACUUAGUGAGCGGUUUCGGGUUUUACGCCUACAUUCUGGAUUGCUUCUUUAAUUAUCCACCCGAGCACGAGAAAAGGCAGUUCAAAUAUCACACAUUUUCCGGUAGAAUUAACCAAGAUAUUGUUAUCGGAAUUACUAUGGUAAUGUUUUUACAGAUAUUAUCCACGAUAUUGCUGUGCCUGGCAUUAAAUGGGACCAAACGAAAAUGUUUUAUUUACGGAAUUUUUAUUAGCAUGGCUUUUCCGUGCGCCUGUCUUCCGGUUUGGCCUUUGGCUGUGGCACAUGUUUCCAUUGCUUUGGCAGCCCUUAGUUACUACUUCGGUUAAAUUACAAUGUUCUUUGAUUUACAAUCAACUAUUCAAAGAUUCUAAAUUGUCAUCAGCCUGAAAUCAUGCUACAUAAAUGAAUUUUUGUGGUCAUUGUACGUAUAAUUUUUGCAGUGACUUACGUAUUUUUAAACAAAAACUGUACUUGCGAAAUUGAACACUAU
This is a messenger RNA of Drosophila gunungcola (fruit fly), 577 nucleotides long. RefSeq lists its product as uncharacterized. The transcript is spliced from 5 exons. The record is from RefSeq and is a predicted model, not a curated record. NCBI's taxonomy places the organism in Eukaryota, Metazoa, Arthropoda, Insecta, Diptera, Drosophilidae. The coding region runs from base 33 to 413 and encodes 126 amino acids.